Myxocyprinus asiaticus (Chinese sucker) is the source of this 4099-nucleotide messenger RNA. It is a transcript of the gene csrp2, whose product is annotated as cysteine and glycine-rich protein 2. The transcript has 6 exons. Lineage: Eukaryota; Metazoa; Chordata; Actinopteri; Cypriniformes; Catostomidae. Gene Ontology annotation, biological process: sarcomere organization; muscle tissue development. Gene Ontology annotation, cellular component: cytoplasm; nucleus; Z disc. Gene Ontology annotation, molecular function: actinin binding; structural constituent of muscle. The record is from RefSeq and is a predicted model, not a curated record. The coding region runs from base 100 to 681 and encodes 193 amino acids.
UGUCAUUCCAACCUGUUUGUGGAAGUGCACGCGUCCAUACUGGAGCGCUGUGGGAAUCUGCUGGGACAAUACACAGAAAAACACCUAAACUCAGUUACCAUGCCCAACUGGGGUGGAGGAAACAAAUGCGGUGCGUGUCAUGGAACGGUGUACCACGCUGAAGAGGUUCAAUGUGAUGGAAGGAGUUUUCACAAGUGCUGCUUUCUCUGUAUGGUCUGUAGGAAAGGGUUAGACAGCACCACACUGGCCAUCCAUGACCAGGAAAUCUACUGCAAGUCCUGCUACGGUAAGAAGUACGGUCCAAAAGGAUACGGGUACGGCCAAGGGGCAGGAACGCUCAAUAUGGACCGUGGCGAGAGAUUGGGCAUCAAACCAGAAGAAACCCAAACUCACAGACCCACCACCAAUCCAAACCCGUCCAAGUUUGCACAGAAGUUUGGUGGCUCGGAGAAGUGUGCACGCUGUGGAGAGUCAGUUUAUGCCGCAGAGAAAGUAAUGAGCGCGGGGAAGCCGUGGCAUAAGAACUGUUUUCGCUGUGCCAAAUGUGGGAAGAGUUUGGAGUCGACCACUCAAACAGAGAAAGAGGGAGAAAUCUACUGCAAAGCAUGUUAUGCGAAGAACUUUGGACCCAAAGGAUUUGGCUAUGGUCAGGGUGCAGGGGCUCUGGUGCACAUUCAAUGAUAUUUGUGACCAUGUACAUUUCUUUUACUAUAAUCAAAACCUUUUUACUAAUUCCAAAAGCUUUUUAGGGUGAAUCUUAAAAUGUGGGCCAUAUUUCUUCCCAGAAUCAAAAGAAAGAAAUAUAUUUAGUUUAAUGCCUAUUUUUAGGACCAUUAAGAUUUGUUACCUUGUAUCUGACAUUUUCAGCACCAAUUCUCAUUGUUAUAUAUAUAUAUAUAUAUUUUUUUUAAUUCGCAUUAAAGUAUUUUAUAUUGUAGUACGGUUUUUACUACCGUUAUAUGAUUACAAUGAUAGCGAGAAUGUAAAAAUAAUAAUAAUAAUAAUGUCACGGUCCUAAAAAUAAGCUUUAUUUUCUUAAUGCAAUUUUUGGUUUUGGGAGGGAAAUUAGACCUGGAUAUCACAGAUUUCAUGAGAUUCACCAUUUAAAGUGUUGGUUAAAUGAUUCAAGAGUAGUACAUUUUAUGAGCAUAUGUUUGUGAAAGAAAUAAACACAAUAAAGUACUCAUUUGUUAAGGGUCUUGCUUAAAAGUUACAUUUUAGCAGUUAUUCAAGUUGUUAUUAAAAGACAAACCAUGUUUCAUUGCACAGAGUAUGGCUGUUAUACUGAAAACUAACACACAGGACUUUCACCUUUCAAUGUUUUAUUAAUAAAGCCAUUAAAAUUGAACCAUGCCCAAUAAGUUAACAUCUGAAGCAGAGUACGGUGACGUCCUGAUUUCCGCUGAGGCACUGGAGAUGAGCAUGUGCUUUUACAGGGUGGGAAAACAGCCAAACCUUAAAGGCGUAGGAACAACAGAGUGAUUAUAUUCUAAAAACAGUGUCACAUGUAUUUUCAUCCUAAUAAAUGACUGUUACUGUGAUUAUUACAGUAUGGGCCCAUCGAUUGCAUCCACUUCAGACAAUGUCAUCACGAUGCACUCUCUUCAAUUACAGCAUGACAGUUCUGCAUUUCUUAUGUCUCCUCUGGCAUUUGUUUUAAAAUUUGUACAUCCAGUGAUACAACAAACCCAGCAAUGAAACAUAAAAAGAAACCCUUUAGAUCUGAAUAUGAAUUAACAAGAAUGGAACAUUCAGAUAUAAUACAUCUGCAAAAAACUGAUUGAUCAAUAGCGAGCGCCCACAGACCAUGAGGGACACGCAAUAACGAUACACACAUAAGGUCUAAUUCACAAAACACAUGCAGAAUGGAUGUGUAAAUAGUUCGUAAAACUGUUCGUACUUAAAUUGCCGCAUUGAAUUGAACGCUGUCACGCGAGUGCAAUUUUAUGAACAUUCUUGCAUAAAUUAUCGCAUUCAAUGCAAAGCGACAAUUUAUGUAAGAAUGGAUUCGCGAACGUUCUUGUGUAAAUUAUCGUGAAAAUUGUCGCAGGGUUGAAUGCGAUAAAUUACGCAAGAACAUUGUUAAAACUUCUUACAUAAAUUGUCGCACUGAACUGAAUGCGUUAAUUUUAGGGCUGGGAAAUUUAACGCAUUACUUUCUGCGAUAUAGCAGUUGACUGUUUAACAUUUAAAAAUAGUAAUUGUACAAACGUUCUUGCAUAAAUUAUCACAAUGAAUUCAAAGCAACAAUUUAUGUAAGCUGUUUCACGAACGUUCUUGUGUAAUUUAUUGCAUCGAAUUUAAUGCGGAAAUUUUCACGAGAACGUUAGUAAAAUCUUUCUUAAAUUCUCGCAUUAUGCAAAACUGUUUAUUAAACGUAUGUAAAUUGUUGUAUCGAAUUGAAUGCAAUCAUUUUAUGGCCAAGAAAUUGAAUAGUUGACUGUUUAAAAACAUUUUUACGCAAUGUUUUUUUUCACUUCACUGUUUUUCCCCACUUCCUGUAGCUAAAAUCGCCAUCUAUAAAUUUCCAGAAGGUACACGCUCGACUCGCCAGCACAUCCUAACACAGAAAUGUAUUGUGUGGAGCAGUGCACGCUUAUUCAUUGGGCUCAAUGCAUGCCAUGGGCAUAAUAAACACAGGAGCGGAUUUACUAUUCGGAGAGUGGAGGCUUCAAACGCAAGCGUGAGCCAGGUGUGGGAGAGAUACGGGUAAGCUGCUUUAACUCUUUGCAUUGCCUGAAAACGCUCCCUGUCAUCUGAACCAGUGUCAGAAGCGAAACCAUGCGAUAGAGAAUUGAAUCUGCCCAUUUGACCCUUAUUAUUAAAAAAAAAAAAAAAAAGUCCACUGGAAAACAGGCAAAAUUUUGCCCAACUUUUUAUUACAGCAUGCCCACUGCUUUUAUGGCAUGUAAACAUAUAUAAUUGUAUCACAUUUAUACCUGUAUAAAUGUGUCUAAUCAACUAUUUGCAAAAACUGACAUUAACAUUUUAUACAUUUAAAUAAUUAAAAUAAAUGAUGACUAACCAAUUUCUUGCAAAUUCUUUGAGACAAAGUAUAAAGUAAAUAUAUUAUAUAAUGUACCAUGAUUAAUCACAAAAUUGUAUGAUUAAUUAGUUUAAAAAAUGUAAUCGCAUCACAGCCCUAGUUAAUUUAUGCACGAACGUUCUUAAUACCAUUCUUAUGUAAAUUGUUGCAUUGAAUUAAAUGAGAAUUUACACAAGCAAUUUUAUGAAUGUUAUUGCAUAAAUUAUCACACUGAAUUCAAAGCAACUAUUUAUGUUCGAAUGUGUGUAAAUUAUAGCGAAAACUGUCGCAUCGAAUUUAAUGCGAUUAUUUUCGCGAGAACAUUCUUAAAACCGUUCUUAAAUUGUCACAAUGAGCAAUGACAUUUAUUAGGCAAGAAUUUUUAUAAAACUGUUUAAUUAUUGCAUCAAAUUGAAUGAGAAUUUACGCAAGAAUGGUCAUAAAACCGUUCUUACGUAAAUUGUCGCACUGAAUGCGUUAAUUUCUGCGAUAAUAGUUGACUAACACAUUAAUGCUGUAUCCAUUUUUUUCACUUCCUAAAACUUUUCCCACUUCCUGUGGCUAAAAUUGGCUUAUGUAAAUUUCCAGAAGGUACACGCUUGACUUGACUGCACAUCCUAGCACGGAAACUGAUUGUGUGGAGCAGUGCACGGUUAUUACGUGCGGCGCAUGUCCCGUGCAUAAUAAACACGGGCAGAUUUACUGUAUGGAAAAUGGAGACUUCACCCGCAAGUGGUGAGCCAGGUGUUGGAAAGGUGUGUCAUAUUGAAUUGAAUGUGAUAAUUGAUACGAGAGCAUUUAUGAAACAUACAAUUCAAUGCAGCAAUUUAUGCAAAAAAAUGGUUUUAUGAAUUAUUUGCACAUUAAUUCUGCUUGCAUUUUGUGAAUUCGGUUUAAAAUGUAAAAAGAAAAAAAAGAAAAAGAAAUUCUUGCAAAUACUGAACAUUCAUAUUUACAGAUUCAUGGCUCGUGGGGCGGUUUGUCGGAUGGGAGGGGUGGUCACUAUGGUAACGGCCCCAUGUCCAGGCUUUACACAUGCAGUGAAGACUUGCAGGGUAAAAGGUCUAUUAUACA